CCGACUGAAGAUAAGACGACCACCCGCCAGAAUUCAAUUUCACCAAAAAUUCAUCCAAUUUUCCCAGGAAAAAAAAAAAAUCAGCGAACCGUGUAAGAGGGUGACCGUGUGUCGCGCUGCGUGCGUUGCGAGCCAGCGAUAAGGAAUCUACACGGAGUUUAUGCGGUUCUACUUGUUUUCUAGGGUUACGAAUGGUAUGAAUUUGAUGCGAGUUUUAGCCUAUCAAGGAAGAGGAGCUUCUUUUAUCUGUGCCGUCCUUGGUUUUAUCGCCGAAUGUGACUUUAUUCGUAGAUAGAUUGCAUAGAUGUUCUCCAGCAAUUUGAAGGGGUUUGUAUUGGCCGUCGUUUCCAGCGCUUUCAUUGGCUCCAGCUUCAUUAUUAAGAAAAAGGGCCUCCGGCGGGCCGCGGCCAACGGCCGUCGUGCCGGUGUUGGAGGAUAUGGUUAUCUGCUCGAGCCUCUCUGGUGGAUCGGAAUGAUUACGAUGAUUGUCGGAGAGGUCGCCAAUUUUGUGGCUUAUAUUUACGCCCCUGCGGUGCUUGUGACACCACUUGGUGCUUUGAGUAUUAUUGUAAGUGCUGUCUUAGCACAUUUCUUGUUGAAUGAGAAGCUUCAAAAAAUGGGCAUGUUGGGGUGUCUUCUAUGCAUCGUUGGAUCCACUAUUAUUGUACUCCAUGCUCCUCAAGAGCAGUCCAUUAGUUCGGUACUAGAAAUAUGGGAAUUGGCCACUCAACCAGCUUUCCUCUUGUAUACUGCCGCAGCUGUAGCUGUAUCACUAGUAUUGAUCUUAUAUUGUGCCCCCCGAUAUGGCCAAACUAACGUUUUUGUUUAUGUCGGGAUAUGCUCUGUAAUCGGGUCUUUGACAGUCAUGAGCGUAAAAGCUAUUGGCACUGCAAUCAAACUUACAUUAGAGGGCAGAAACCAGGCUGUAUACUUCCAAACAUGGAUUUUUGCAAUGGUUGCUGUUACCUGCAUCAUACUUCAAUUAAAUUAUCUUAAUAUGGCGCUGGAUACUUUUAACACAGCAGUUGUUUCUCCCAUCUACUAUGCCUUGUUCACAUCUUUUACUAUAUUAGCCAGUGCGAUCAUGUUUAAGGACUAUAAUGGUCAAAGUGCAAGCAGUAUUGCAUCAGAGCUUUGUGGUUUUAUUACCGUUUUAUCUGGAACAACUGUAUUGCACAGUACAAGAGAGCCUGAUUCUCCAGCCAAUACAGAUUUGUAUACACCACUGUCUCCAAAAGUGAAAUGGUAUGUCCAAGGCAAUGGUGAACCUUGGAAACAAAAAGAGGAAGAUGGAGCACCAUUUAAUUUAAUCACAAUAGUACGGCAAGACCAUUUCAAGUGACAGUAAGGGAUUAAUUUGUAACUCCUCAAAGUCAGUUCCAUCCUGUGAUAUCCUGCCAAUGGGGUUCAAGCGUUUGAAAAUGUUCCAUCAAUUUGGUUUAGCAAGAGACUUUACACUGUGCCGGCGUAGAGGAGAGGGUGGUGGCGCUUUCAGGGAUGAUUCAACAUUGUUUGCGUUUUUUUGGUUUACCACUUCUGUUUCACUCUCCCCGAUGCUUAUACAGAUGUGCAUUGGAGAAAAUUCCCUGCUUCUGGGGUUGGCCUUGGUCAGGUGGUGGGUGCUGAUGUAAUUUUGAUAAUACAGACUGGUUAGACGAGGAGGGGUGUGGUGGGCUUUCAUACUUUUGUACAGUGAAUCUAUCAGUUCUGCAAUUUUCUCGGGUUUGUGAGUCUUUGCUUCUGCAUGGCCCGUAGCUUGAACAGAUCUGGGCUCGCCAAAUUGGGGUUGUGCCCUUUUUUUCAAGUCAAGUUCUACUGCGCGGAGCACGGUAGAUCUAUUUUCAAUUUUGGUACUGUUAACUACAAGUGAAGAAUUUAUAGCUUCCGAUCAAAUGAGGAUGUACAUCUGAGGUCUGACGGUCACGCCGAUUUUUGUUUGUACUUUAUAAAUUACUUAAGUAAUUAUGAUUUUGUUAUCCGGAGUGCUUUUUUCCUCGAAAAUUAUAUGUAGCAGAUUUUUGUGUGUACUCCCUUUGUAUUAAUUACUUGAGUGAUUAUAUGUUUUGCUUGAGACUGG
This is a messenger RNA of Neltuma alba, 2077 nucleotides long. RefSeq names its product probable magnesium transporter NIPA6. The record is from RefSeq and is a predicted model, not a curated record. Gene Ontology annotation, cellular component: membrane. NCBI's taxonomy places the organism in Eukaryota, Viridiplantae, Streptophyta, Magnoliopsida, Fabales, Fabaceae. Gene Ontology annotation, biological process: magnesium ion transport. The coding region runs from base 305 to 1342 and encodes 345 amino acids. Gene Ontology annotation, molecular function: magnesium ion transmembrane transporter activity. The transcript has 9 exons.